GAUACCAAAACUCAGCACAAAAGUGAACUAGAAAGUGGUAAGUUAAACUUUACCAAUUAUACACCAAACAAAGUGGGAGAAACUGAAGAACAAAACGAAUGCAAAAAAAAAAAAAAUGCAAAGAACGAGUUUGGGGAAACGAUUUGUAUUCACUUUUAUUCAUUUGUAUUCAAGCUUUUGAACGGAAAAUAAAACUUGAAUAACCAUUUCAAGAAGUUCAAGGAGUUCACGUGACCAUCAGUCAUUAAAGGAAAAAAAAACAAAAAUAAAUGCCAUUAAAAACAAAAUAUAUAUAUAUAAAUAAGAAAACGAGAAUAUAUAAAUGUGAUAAUAAAAAUCCGCCCAGUGUAUAAAAGGAAGCAACAAAUGCCCAAGAAAAUUUAAAACCUACAAAAACCUUCAAAAACCUUCAAAAACCUACAAAAACCUUCAAAAACCUUCAAAAACCUACAAAAACCUUCAAAAACCUUCAAAAACCUACAAAAACCUUCAAAAACGAAAGAGGGAGUGAAAGAAAUCCAAUAAUAUAGAGAGAGCCGCCGCUUGAGCACACUCAGUGAGCGUUUGAAAUUGACAUAGAAAGACAUAAUGGGGAGAAAACCUAUACAAAGCCGAGAAUAACCAGCAAAAAAGGGUGAAAGUAAAGGGGAAGCAGCAGUAAGCAGGGGGAAGCGAGGGGAAAGAGAGAGAGGGAGAGAGAGAGGGAGGAAAAGAGAGAGAGAGAGAGCAGACACAAUCCAAUACGACAUGACUAAAAUUGUACUGAAGAUAACCUCUUUGCAAAUAGGAAGAGGAGAGUAAUGGAACAGGAAGGAAUACGACAGUGGUAAUGGAACAGUUGACGCCCCAUUAUGGAACAGGGUAUGGAAGGGGGAUUGCAAUGGGUAGGUGAACAGUGACUCUUAAAAUAUAUUGAUAUAUAUAUAUAUCUGAAAAUAUUUGAAAUGCCUUGAGAAAGCAUAUAUCAUAAAAGUGGAAUAGAUUUGAGUGGAACAGUAGUAAAAAUGCAAGAACCUAAAUAGGUAAUGUGGAACAGAAGUGGAGGAGUUCCAGAGGAACUGGAACAGAUGUAAAACAUGGCGACCAUGGCUUUCAAAGCAAACAGUGAACACCUGGUACCACUGCUUUCAAAGCAAACAGUGAACAUGGCGCCAACGCUGUCACGGCAAACAGUGAAGCCCUUGUGAAAACUAGGGCAGAGGUGCACGGUCAACAGUGAAAUAUUAGUGACAGAAAAAAAAGUAAAUAAAAGAGUGAAAAUAUAAAAUAGUGAGAAAGAGAGAGGCGGAUGAGUGCCAUCUGGUGAGGAACAUGAGCACUAGCAGUGUGAAGUUAUCAUGUAAGAUUCUCAAGGUCAAUAACAGUGGCUGAACAGAAUAGAACACUAACCCUAAGUGAGGUGGCAAGUGAAUGAACAGUUGUAUAUAACAUGCCCCAAAAAGAACAAAUUAGACGAAAAGAUCAGCAGCCACAUAAAAACAGACACAGAACAAACAGUUAAGAAGAACAUCGAACCUGACCUUGGUGAUUGAACCUACUCCAGGAAGUGGUAAGCGGUGCAGCUGGCCACUUCCCCUGUGGAACCCCCUAGUGGAACACCCCUGUGGAACACCCUAGUGGAACACCCUGGUGAACACAAUGUUCCAGCCAGCAACUCUCAUCAACUUUUACCUUCUCUUGCUUGUUCCAACCCCACCUCACUAGUUCGACACUCUCUCACCCCCUCAGUGAACCCCUCAAAUACACUCAUCAAUCCUCCCCUCACCCUACCUUCAACACAUCAAUCCCCCCCUUCAUCUGCAGAACGCGCUCCUGUAUCUAUAUUGUGUUCCUUGCAGUACUAGUAUCUAGUCCCUAAAUGAAAUCCCAGUAUCUAUAUUGCUCUAUUAUAGUUGCAAAUCUUGAUAUAGCAUUGUAUAACCUGUAUACGCUGGUGUAGAUGUCAGUAAUCUCUCACUAAAUCAGUUUACACUGGUGUAGAUGUCGGUAAUCUCUCAAUAAAUCAGUUUACACUGGUGUAGAUGACAGUAAUCUCUCACUAAAUCAGUUUACACUGGUGUAGAUGCCAGUAAUCUCUCACUAAAUCAGUUUACACUGGUGUAGAUGUCAGUAAUCUCUCACUAAAUUAGUACCGCCAAAAACGCUAUAUUUCUACAAGUUUUUCACAUAAAAGCAUCACACUUUUUUGUAUUGCUGUUAGCUUGAAAUUAUCCUAUUCCUUUGUUUCUGUGUUCAUCUUAACGUGGUUUAUUGUCGUGCGCUUUCUACGCCUUUCUUUAGAGAUCUCAAGCAAGGUUUAAUCAACUUUCUUCCUGUUUGGAUUGUCGCUUUCUCGCUUUCCUCCAUUUGUUUGUUUUCUCUUUUUGUUUUCCUCUUAUCCCCUAGUUUCCUUUCUCAUUCUCCCCCUGAUUCAUUUCGAUUCCCUGUAUUUGCUCGUGUAUUUCUCCCUACCUCUCACAUAUUCGUGUCCCAGUCAUGUCUCUAACUUUUGUUUGGGACUCGUAUCUCUAACCCUUUCAUUCGAACGCCAUUGUCAUUUUAACCCCCUUCGAACCCUUCUGACAUUCGAGCCAAUUUAAGAUUCGAACCCUUCCACCAUUUAAACCUCGUAUUACUUGAACUCGUGUACCAUUUGAUCCCCCCCUCUACAAUUCGAACCCCUGUUUAUUUAGACCCACAAUAUUAUUCACAAUACCCGUUCAUGCUUCACAGAUGAGACGAGUUUAUUGACCCUAAUCUUGCUCUGGCUUUUCUAGGGACAGAUUCCAUCACACUCUCUCCUUCACUCCAACCUUCUCCCUCACACACACUCCCUCCCUGCAUCUCAUCCAUAGCCCUCUCCUCCCUCCUUCUCUCCAUCGCGCUACACAUGAUGGAUUCCCGAAAACUUGGAGAGGGUUACUGGCGCCGGCUGUGGCUGAUGGCUUCGUCUCUUCUCUGCCUCCUACGUACCGGACAGAAUCCCCAUGUUGGUGGCCUGGCGAGGGGUGUACUCCCCAGGGGAGCAGCUGGUGGCCAACUGCACAUCCCCAGGGGCCCGGCCGGCGCCCCGCCUCCAGUGGCUACUCAAUGGAAUAGAGUUGAAUCUUGUAAGUAUAUUCAUAUUAUUUGACGCUUGA
This is a messenger RNA of Procambarus clarkii (red swamp crayfish), 3119 nucleotides long. The record is from RefSeq and is a predicted model, not a curated record. NCBI's taxonomy places the organism in Eukaryota, Metazoa, Arthropoda, Malacostraca, Decapoda, Cambaridae.